Molecule: messenger RNA, 975 nt
Organism: Paraglomus brasilianum
Lineage: Eukaryota; Fungi; Glomeromycota; Glomeromycetes; Paraglomerales; Paraglomeraceae
Source: the annotation of a GenBank genome assembly
AUGCGGUUGAAAAUCCAGACUAUAAAUGACCAGCCGUUAUCGGUUAUAAUCUCUGCAUUGCUGGCUAUCAAGAAGGCCGAAACCAAACUAGCCGAAAAGAAAUUAAAAAUUAAGGAGCAAGAAAUUCACCAACAAAAAGAAACUUUACAAAAAGCAACCGAGGUAGAAGAAAAACUAAAAGAAGCCCAGAGUAAUUUAGAUAAUUCACCAAUGACUUGGGAAAAGAUAAAGACUAAAUACCCAGAAUUUGCCAAUAAGUCUACCUUUCUAAAAGAAUUUGAGAAAGUUGACCGAAUACUGGUUCAGGAAAAGCAAAAAGAUUUAAAUUUGGAAGAACUAAUUAACGAAAAGAUAAAUCAAGCCUUAACUAGUCAUCAACCGAGAGAAGUGUUUUAUGAUAGCCAAGAAGAAUUCUCCGAGACCGAAGAAACCACCGACCCAAAACCAACUCCUUCCACUUCUCGUUAUGAUAACUUACUUGACAAUUUAAGCAAAGAAGAUGCCGAACGGCAAAGAAAAAAACAAGAAUACGAAGCCAGUAAAAAGAAAUUCCAAGAGCAAGAGAGAUUAAGAAGAGAGCAAAAGUUAGCGGAAAAAGACCAAAAACUAAAAGAAGAUGAGGAAAGAAGAAGACAAGAAAGGGAAUUAGCCGAGCAGGAGGAAAAGAAACGCAAAGAAGCAGAAGAAGCAAGAGCCAAAGCCGCCCAAGAAGAACAAGAAUCUUACUUAAAAAGAAAAUUGGCAAAUGCCGAAGAAGCCAAAAAGCGAGCCGAACAAGCCCUCGAAAAUCAAAAAAAAGAGAAUGAAAUUCAAGAGAAGAAAAAGCGGGAUGAGAUUGAAAAACUAGAAAAAGAAAAUCAAGAAGAACAGAAACGAUUGGCUAAACAGGCUGAACUAAUUGAGGAAGAGAAACAAAAAAAACUUGCGGCAAUUGCCUUAGAGGAUGAAGAACAGCGACACAAGAAAAACAAUUAG